GUGUUCUGGUCUGCAGUGAUGAGGCAUCUCUGCUCCCCUCGCUCCUUCCUCUGGCUCCUCUUCCUGCUGGGAGCUGGAUCUCUGCUGCUGCUGCUCCACCUGGAGGACCUCACCAGGAAGCAGCCUCCAGGUGUGACCAAUCAGGUGUUUACUAAGCAGGAAAAUUAUCUAAUUCUGCCGUCCAUAAAGUCGAGGGCCACCCAAAAGGAGAGCGCUGUCAGGGGCCCGGCCAUGUGGGGGGCCACGGCGGGCAGCCAAACCCUGGUCCAUGACAGAGAUAAGAAAAAGAACGUGCAGGUGGCUGAUCUGCAUACUCAGGUGAAGAUUCAGGAGCUGCGGCACAGUCGCCUGGCCAUCGUGUGCUCUGAGUACCAGCCGGGCGCCAUGAAGCAGCAGGUCUCUGAGCAUCACAUGGCGAACCUCUUUGUUGAGGACCUGUUCAGGCUGCUGUACUGCGAGGUUUUCCACGCGGGCCGCUCCAACUGGAAACGGGUGCUGAUGGUUCUGUCGGGCAAAGCUGCGUCUGCAAUUAACAUCCCUCAGGAGGAAGUGCACGCUAACGUUAACCUGAGACGCCUGAAGGAGAACAGCGCCAUGGGCAUCAAGCAGCGGCUCAAAUUCUACACUAAGAUCCUGUUUGUCAGGGAGCCCUUCCAGAGACUGGUGUCAGGAUUUCGGGAUGAGUUUGAGAACUCCAACAAGCCUUUCCAUGGAGAGCCUGAACCACACAUAAGCCGUGUAAGGACCCUCAAAACUGGCGCCACCUUCAGGGAGUUUGUGCAGUGCCUGCUGGACCCGCAGUGUCCCGAGCAUGACAACCCACACUGGGCUCCCAUCAGCCAACUGUGCCACCCCUGUCUGCUGCAGUACCACUUCAUCGGCAAGUUAGAGAACGCCACCAAUGAAGGAAACUUCCUGCUGAGGCACAUCGGAGCGCCGGCAAACGUCAGCUACCCCGACUAUAAGGACAGACGCCCUUGGGGCGAGAGGACGUCCUCGGCCAUCAUGGAGAAAUAUUUCUACCAGCUGAACGCCGCCGAGAGGCAGGGAAUCUACGACCUCUACCGCAUGGACUACCUGAUGUUUGGCUACCCCAAACCCCUCCCUGACCUGCACUGA
Molecule: messenger RNA, 1119 nt
Organism: Cheilinus undulatus (humphead wrasse)
Lineage: Eukaryota; Metazoa; Chordata; Actinopteri; Labriformes; Labridae
Product: carbohydrate sulfotransferase 8-like
Exons: 4
Coding region: 19-1119 (366 amino acids)
Biological process (GO): carbohydrate biosynthetic process; proteoglycan biosynthetic process
Cellular component (GO): membrane
Molecular function (GO): sulfotransferase activity
Source: RefSeq, a predicted model, not a curated record